This is a messenger RNA of Calidris pugnax (ruff), 1440 nucleotides long. RefSeq names its product basic proline-rich protein-like. The coding region runs from base 1 to 1440 and encodes 479 amino acids. The record is from RefSeq and is a predicted model, not a curated record. NCBI's taxonomy places the organism in Eukaryota, Metazoa, Chordata, Aves, Charadriiformes, Scolopacidae. The transcript is spliced from 5 exons.
AUGCCAUGCAAGACAAGGCAUGGACAAGUAAAUGAAGUAAUCCUGUAUCUGGCUAUCCAAGUGAUGAAAAAGGUGGCAAUAUCUUCAAGAAAGCAUACUUUUUAUGAGAGCACCUCAGGUAGCAUCUCUCAAUCUUACACUUUUUCUGACCACGUCUCUCAAGUCAAAAAGCCCUUUCAACACCUGAAAGAUGCCUACGGAGACCUUCGCAGCCCGGCAAACCCCUUCCCCGGGGCCGUUCAGCCCCGAAGGGCCGCCGCGCCGCUCUCCAGCCCGUUCCCCGAGGGCAGGGACGCUCCGCCCGACCCGGCUGCCCCCGCAACAGUUGGGUUUCGUUUCCCUCAUGCUCCGGCCUCGCCCGCGGCCUCUCCCGGGCCGGCUCCUCACCGUCCCGCCAAGCCCCAGCUUCCCCCCAGCGCCCGGGGGACCCCCCUAGCCCGUCCCGGCCGGGAGUGUCCGGCCCUGCCCGGGCGCCGCGGGACACAGGAGCGGGGCAGGGCAGAGCUCAGCCGCCGGCAGCGGAGCAACGGCUCGUCCCGUCCCCACCCUCACCUUCCCCCGCCCCUUCCCCCGAGAACCGCCCGCGGGGGGCGGCCUGGGGGCGGACAGCCCGCCGCGCCCACCCCGGGCCCGGGACAGGCCCUGCCCGCAGCCCCGCUGCCCCGCACCUACCGGCGGCACUCGCCCGCUCCCCGGCCGGACUGCGAGAGGAGCCGGCGCCUGCCCGCACCUGGGAGCGGCCAGGGGAGGAGAAGGGAAGGAGGAGGGAAGAAAAAGUCGGUGGAAGCGCAAAAGUGCCCGACGCGGAGCGGCGUGACCCUCCCGCCCCCGCAACGGGCCGUCCGGGCUGUCGGGGAACUCCGCCGCUCCUGCCGAGAGGCUUUACUCAGCGACCCACAACUGCUCUGCCACUCCCCGGCACCGGCGUCACCGCACUCCACGUUUCGAACAUGUAUAAAGCUUCAAUUCAAACCCAUCCCAGAGCCAGGAUUCAGGUUUCAUAGGACAAAAGGGGCUCUUACUCCAAAUGGCAAUAAGCCCAACGGAGAGCUCUGCAGUCACAGCAAUCUACUGAACCGCCUGCAGGUACAGGUACUCAGAGGCGGGCGAGAGGAGCGCCGGGGCCGGACCAGAAACCUCCAGCAUCCUCCGUCCCUUCGCGGGGCGCCUGCAAGGGCUGCCCGGCACGCUCUGCUCCCUCACGCCCCUGAGGCGGCCGAGGGCGGCGGCGGGAGGGGGCGCGCCCCCUCCGGGGAGCCCUUUACCUCACCUUCGCCUUCCUCGGGCCCCCGGCCCCUCUCCCCGAGACCCACCACCGCCCCGCGGGCGGCCCACAGCCUCUGUCAGGGUUCGGUGGGGGGAGAGGAAGGCACAGCCUACCCGCCGCCGCCGCCCCGCCCGUCAGCUGUUGCUGGCCGGGCCCUGCGCGCCGGCCGCUGA